Molecule: messenger RNA, 413 nt
Organism: Harpegnathos saltator (Jerdon's jumping ant)
Lineage: Eukaryota; Metazoa; Arthropoda; Insecta; Hymenoptera; Formicidae
Product: required for respiratory growth protein 9, mitochondrial-like
Exons: 2
Coding region: 51-254 (67 amino acids)
Source: RefSeq, a predicted model, not a curated record
CCACGACGGCUACGACGGCCACGACGGCCACGACAGCCACGAUAGCCACGAUGGCCACGAUGGCCACGACGGCUACGACGGCCACGACGGUCACGACGGCCACGACGGCCACGACGACUACGUCGGCCACAACGGCUACGACGGCCACGACGGCGACCGAGCCAAUUAUAUUAACUCCUAAAACACUGCAAAAUAUCAUUAAAGCAGCUGUCGUGGCUGCAGUAGGAAAAGGAAGAGGGAAAGGGAGAGGAUGAGGCAGAGGAAGAGGAAGAGGCAGAAGCAGCGGCGAAGACAGAGGAAGAGGCAGUGAUGGUAGAAGGGGAAGAGACAGAGGUGAAUGGAGAGGAAGAGGCAGAGGUGAAAGAAGGGGAAGAGGCAGAUACGAUACAUUUGGUAUCAACAUUUUUCUACAC